Ogataea philodendri is the source of this 612-nucleotide messenger RNA. RefSeq lists its product as uncharacterized. The record is from RefSeq and is a predicted model, not a curated record. The transcript has a single exon. NCBI's taxonomy places the organism in Eukaryota, Fungi, Ascomycota, Pichiomycetes, Pichiales, Pichiaceae. The coding region runs from base 1 to 612 and encodes 203 amino acids.
AUGCCAUCCGUACCACUCCUUGACUCUCAUGGAGUAAGUGUUGAUGUCCUUGUCCAACUGGUCGAGCAAAGCAAUGGCCUGGAUGAUGUGAUUGUCGUUCUUUUGAACAGAAAACUUAACCUUGGCUCUGGAGUAGGCGUGUCCAAGACCAAGCUGGGCUCUUUCCAAGUCUCCCUCCUGAAGACCCUUGAGCAACUUGGCACCGAAAACACGGAUACCUCUCAACAGAUCCUGCACAACUUCGUUGGAGUGGCACUCGAUGUAUGGAAAAACCUCCUUGAUCGAAGGUCCAAGGGCCUUGUCAGAAAUACCAAGAGCAAUCUUGUUCUUCUUGGAAGCCUUUGGCAGGUUCAACUCGAUCACAGACUUCAAGUAGUCGGAAACAAGUCCCUCACUGAUCUCGUUGGCGUUCUCAAGAGCCUGGGCAGCUCCCUGGAACGGAGCAAAGGACACAAGCUCAACAAGCUUGGAAAAAGCAGCCAGGUCGUUACAGGCGCUCUGGACCUCCUUGAGUCUCGAGCCAAUCUCGUCCUGUUGCAUCUUCACCUUGAAGACGGCGUAUCCCGUGGCCUCUUCGAAAAGAAGAUAGUCAAGUCCGGCCAUGAUGAAUAG